This is a messenger RNA of Asterias rubens (European starfish), 1716 nucleotides long. RefSeq names its product tctex1 domain-containing protein 1-B-like. Gene Ontology annotation, biological process: microtubule-based movement. Lineage: Eukaryota; Metazoa; Echinodermata; Asteroidea; Forcipulatida; Asteriidae. Gene Ontology annotation, molecular function: dynein intermediate chain binding. Gene Ontology annotation, cellular component: cytoplasmic dynein complex; cytoplasm. Bases 293 to 742 code for a protein of 149 amino acids. The record is from RefSeq and is a predicted model, not a curated record. The transcript has a single exon.
CAUAAGUACAUUUUUGUGUUCCGUUUUCUGGUUAAACUUUGGGCCGUGCACGUAGGCAUAUCAGCUUUGAAUAGUAGUGAAUUUAACUGAAUAAAAACGACUGUUUCGCUCUCAAAGCAUUUGCUGAUGUUGCAGACGGAUGUAACAAAAAGGUUAUUAUGCUCAACCAUCGAUGAAUCUGUGAACUUCAACUUUCAAUAGAUUCACUGUAAAGUAUAAUAGACUUGUGAGCACACACCGAGUUUGCAUCAACUGAUAUAGUUCGACAGUCGUUUAUUGGUAAAAGAACAUCAUGAUGGCACAGACGUCGGUCAGCAAGUUGUCAGCUUCUACCCAGCGUAGCAACGAUCGUGGAGGCGGGCCUCUGGGAGGAACACGUCCAGCAGCCCGCUACGAAUGCACUUAUAAAAUGGAACCCGAUCUACAGUUCAUGUCACACAAAGCUUGUGGUAUCAUUGAAGAUGUCUUGGAAAGCCAGCUUCAGGAUACGAAGUACGACCCCGAACGAUGUCCGCACCUUUGUCGUCAUCUUGCAGACACUAUCAAAAAUAAAGUCAAGGAUUUGCAGUUCAGCAGAUACAAAAUCGUUGCCGUGGUUACUAUUGGAUCCCUUAGUAACGGUGCAUCUUCAUGUGCCAGUCAGUGUGUGUGGAAUGACAAGUUCGACACUUACUCAGAGUUCACUUACAAGAAUGGCUCACUUUAUGCUCUGGGAACAGUGUACGGAAUAUAUCAAGAAUAACACUUCUUCGUUUUGAAAGUGACACUGGCAAAUAUUGACGCUGUGACUGUAUUGCGGUCUGCUGUGAAAUUUUACAUUCUCUCUUUCUAACGCUGAUGAUAUACUCCAGUCAACCAUAAAAUGGAAGUCAAGUAGCAAGAAACGUCCUCCACAAUGGCUUGUUUGCCGUGACGGCGCAAGUUUGAGAGGAAAAGCGAAAGUAGCUUUAGUACAAGUUAUAACUGUAAAUUGUAGAUUUAAAUGAAAGGUGUGUGUAUCAAUUUAGUUGUUCUUAUUUGAUGGAAUGCUUCAUUUUUUAUGAGAAGGAGCGCAUUAAAUUUAUGAUUUUCGUUAAAUAUAUCAAAAACAAUUUAUUUUAAGGAAGAACAAAGCCGACUUGUUCAUAAACUUUGUGAAGUAGGCCUACCAAUAAUUGUCACAAUAAAUAUUUGUAUCUGCAAUGCUGACAUCCACAUGCCAUGGUUACAAACAAUACUAGGUACACUCACUUGGUACAUUAUGCGCUGUACAUAAACUUCAAGAUAACAUGACAUUUUUCCAAAGGUUUAUUUUACAAAUAUUGGGAUUGAGCGGACCUUCAAAACACACGUUUAAUUGUUUGAAGUAAGUUUUGAAAGUGCAUGGGGGAAAUAUAAUAAAGUCAUUGAAUUUUUGGGUAUGGGUUUGCAGUUGGUCCCAGCAGAUGAUUUUCAAGUUUAUAACUCGUAAAUUGCAGAGUAAAUAAUGUUAUCCUUAACAAAACUUCAAUAACAGGCUAAAGCUAUCGGAAAGUCCAUAAGCCUGCCAAUUUUCUAACAAAACUGGCUCAAAAUCUCAUCGAGUGCAAGGCAGAAUUUAAGAUGAACUUGGAGCAUACAUGUUUGAUAGUCUGGCUGUCAAUGCUUUAAGAACAUGUCGUUUAGAGCUUGUGGUUUGUAUUUUGAUAUAGUCUUGUAUCAGAUAUUAAAUUGACACGCCGAAAAUCAUUUGUUUAA